CCUCCUGAGCAAGCAGAGAGGUGCGUUCAGUCCUCUUGGCAUCGCUGGACUUUCAUUGUGUGGCUGCUGAAGCGAAAAUCGGCUGCGCGCAGCACAAUUCGUCAGCUCUCACAGAGACCGAUCACGUUGGAGGCGUUUCUCGCACACAUGUUUUUUUCUCUAAGCUGAGAAAUCAAAAGUUUGGAACUGUUGUCUUUUUCUUUCUUUCUAAAGUAAGUACGCUUUCAUUGACUGCAUGAACUAGCUGUGGACAUUUUUGGAGCUCGUGCAAGAGAACAGGCAAUGACCGCUGAGUCGCAUUCGCAUUUGGGACUGCAGAAAACUAACAUGGAUUUUGUGAGCGACUUUGACUUGAUGAAGUUCGGCGUCAAAAAGGAGGCGAUACAGGGGAUAGAGCGCUCCUUCAUGGGGCCGUGUAGCCAGCUCCAGAGACCAGCCUCUGUCUCCUCCACUCCUGCCAGCACACCUUGCAACUCAGUGCCCUCAUCACCAAACCUAAAUCCAAACGAGCAGAGAAAUAACCCCGGGAACGACCAGUUCUGGGUACCAAACAACGGGGGUUACCCACAGCAAAUGUACCCUCAAGCUUUUGGUCUGACCCCCGAGGACGCAAUGGAGGCCUUAAUCGGCGCCACGGCGCAGCAGGGACACCCCUCUGCAACUCACAGUCACCACGGUCCGCCACCUUUUCAAGCUGAAUACGACGGCUACGGAAAUCUGGGCGAGCCUGUCCAGCACUACCCGGGACUACCAGGUCACUCCGACGUGCAAGGCAUACCUAGCAGUCACUGCCAUGACCCCUUUCUCAAAGAUGACCUGGGAAGCCCCGAAUCGCCGGAUGACCAGCAGGUCCUCGGUGCGCACCACCACCUCCCGCAGCACAGCCGCCACGACCGGCGAUCCAACGCCGAUAGCUUCUCAGACGACCAGCUGGUGUCCAUGUCCGUCAGAGAGCUCAACCGGCUGCUCAGAGGCCUCGGCAAGGACGAGGUGAUGCGUCUGAAGCAGAAGCGCCGGACCCUGAAAAACAGGGGUUACGCACAGUCCUGCCGCUACAAGCGCGUGCAGCAGAAGCAUGUCUUGGAGCACGAAAAAACCAGCCUGGUGUCACAGGUUGAACAGCUGAAACAUGAACUCGGCAGACUGAUCCGGGAGAGAGACGCAUACAAACAAAAAUGUGAGAAACUGUCCGGUGCAAACUGUUACCACGAAACUGGGUCCACCAGUGACAAUCCUUCCUCCCCUGAGUAUUUAAUGUGAGUUUUUAAUUUCCUUGCAGGACUGAUCUUUUCCACAGAGAGUUAUUGAUUGUUGACAGCUCGCCGUGCUCUGUAACAAACAGUCAGAUGGAUCCACCAAGUUUGAAGUAAUGAUGGACAAAAGGAUAUCACUCAAGUAACUGUAAUAGACUCAACUAGGCAACAAGUUAUGAAUGGAAAAUUAAAUUGAAGCAUGCAUGCAGGACAUGUAUGAGAUGUUUUUAUUACACAGGCAUAUUUGUAUUUUGUUUGAAAGGAUAUACUUGAAAUCAAAGAAUUCUCCCUUUUUAUUAAUGUACAACUUUAAUCCUUCUGCUUCAGUUACUGCGCAUCUUGUUUUUGGUGAUUUUGCUUGGCCGAGUUUUUGUAACUCAAAAUUAUAUUUUGUGUUCAUGCGUCUAAAUUGAAAACAAAAUUGAAAGAAUGAUGCUGAAAAUGACAUUUGUAUUAUUUUAUGAAGCUGAUUCUGCUGGACAGAUGUGUUCCUCCUUUACAUUUAUUUUGAAGAUAAUAUAUAAUUAUGCAAAUUGUUUUUUCUUCUAUGUUUUUCAUUUACUGUUGAUCAAUAAACCCAUUGUGACUUUUUAAAA
Messenger RNA from Labrus bergylta (ballan wrasse), 1849 nucleotides. RefSeq names its product v-maf avian musculoaponeurotic fibrosarcoma oncogene homolog Bb (gene mafbb). Gene Ontology annotation, cellular component: nucleus. Gene Ontology annotation, biological process: regulation of transcription by RNA polymerase II. NCBI's taxonomy places the organism in Eukaryota, Metazoa, Chordata, Actinopteri, Labriformes, Labridae. The record is from RefSeq and is a predicted model, not a curated record. Gene Ontology annotation, molecular function: DNA-binding transcription factor activity, RNA polymerase II-specific; RNA polymerase II cis-regulatory region sequence-specific DNA binding.